UGUCCCCUAUGCAGAUCACCCAUGCUGAUUUCACAUUAGGAACAAGCAAGGCAAGGCUCCAAAAUGUCCAGUAGAAAUUAUAGGAGUGAGUUUUUAUAAACAUACAUUCGUGGAGCGAUUAACAGCGCAUAGCUGGGGAAAAUACCCAUCAAUAAGUGAAAUCGCGAACGUUAAACCGCGAAUAUGCAGGGGUCCAUUGUGUUAAAAAAAAAAAAAAGAUGAAUACAAUGUCAAACAGAUAAAGAGCCACCCUAUCAUAUAACAGCGCCUGAUUGUUUCAGGUAAACGAGAAAAAAAGGGAGGAAAAGUAGUAAAAUACGACAUAUGCCACAUACCCAUUCGCUUGAGUUAAUAAUGAAAAGAAGACAGUGUGACGAUUGAAAAAGAAAUAUUUUUCUUAAAAUUGGGGUUUAUCCCACUUCCUGGUUUUCGCGCAAACCCGGAAGUGACCAGAGGUAAUCAUCUCACCACGCCGCUUAUCUCACACAUACGUCAGAACCGCCAGCUUCUUCCAGAAGUUUCCUCUCUGCGGUUGGCGGUCUGCCUCGGCUGCCCCUGCAGUCUAGUCAUCGAUAUCUCGGUCGACACGCGGGUCUGACGUCUGUUCGUUCCAUCUGGGUGACACUUGCCUCUUCGUCUUUGGCAUGGAGUGGAAAGUCGUAUCGAAGUGAGUGGUCAGUCUAACAACCCUUUACCUGGAACUAGCUAGGAGGCUACCGAGGACCAAGUGCCGUUGAAGCCCAUGCAGGCGGCGGCUCCUGUUGGAAUGUCUGGUUUUCUCGAGACGUGGCCGAAGAAGUGAGUAAGUCUUUGCGAUGGGUAAAGACUACUACAAGGUGCUGGGAAUAGCCAAGGGUGCGUCGGAAGACGAAAUCAAGAAGGCGUACAGGAAGCAGGCCCUCCGCUAUCACCCGGACAAGAACAAGUCCGCUGGUGCUGAGGACAAAUUUAAGGAGAUAGCAGAAGCCUACGACGUCCUCAGCGACGCCAAGAAGAAAGACAUUUACGACCGAUAUGGCGAAGAAGGGCUUAAGGGCUCCGCUGUCGGUGGUGGCGGGGGCCACAGCGGCUCCACAUACAACUACACCUUCCACGGCGACCCCCACGCCAUGUUCGCCGAGUUCUUCGGCGGCCGCAGCCCCUUCGACCACUUCUUCUCACAGAACGGUGGCGACGACACGGUGGACGCCGCCGACCCCUUUGCCGCCUUCGGGAUGGGCGGCUUCCAGCGGCCCUUCAAGUCGCACCUGGGUGGCCCCCACGUCACCCGCGAAAGGCAGAAGGACCCGCCGGUGGUGCACGAGCUGAAAGUGAGCCUGGAGGAGGUCUUCGCCGGCUGCACCAAGAAGAUGAAGAUCUCCCGGAAGAGGCUGAACCCCGACGGGCGAACCACGCGUAGUGAGGACAAGAUUUUGUCGGUGGACAUCAAGCGCGGCUGGAAAGAGGGAACCAAGAUCACCUUCCCCCGCGAGGGCGACGAGACCCCCACUAACAUUCCCGCCGACGUGGUGUUUGUCGUGAAAGACAAACCUCACCCCGUGUUCAGGAGGGAGGGCUCCGAUAUUAUUUACCCUGCCAAAAUAUCACUUCGUGACGCCCUGUGCGGGUGCACGGUCAGCGCACCGACGCUUGACGGUCGCACCAUCACGGUGACGUCGCGCGACGUGGUGAAGCCGGGCACCAAGAAGCGCAUUGCCGGCGAGGGCCUGCCACUGUCCAAGUGGCCCGACAAGCGAGGUGACAUGAUCCUGGACUUCUGCGUCAAGUUCCCCGACAAGCUGGGCCAAAACACACGCGACGCUCUCAGGCAGGUCCUCCCGCCGUGAUGCGGGCCCGCGCCACACAGAACACUACUUCCUCCGCGUUGUUCUUCAGGGUGCUGUGACUUGGAAACUUAACCUGGUCUGUCGAUGACUCAGGGCUGCUUUGCUUUGACUUUAGUCAAAACUCCCAAAACGUCUUAAACGUAAGACCAUAGAAGUGAUUUAUUCAAGGACAUUUUUUUGGGGGGGGCGGGGCGAGUGUGAACCAACACUGCCAGAGUUUGGGAUCCUUUUAUCUCAUACAUGUCUUUUAUUAGCACAGACUAACACUUAACACUCUGCAGAGUGAAAACCAGUAAUUGUGCUUGGAUGCUAUGGAGUAUUCAGGUCGCCCCGAUAGUCAUAAUAUUACAAGACAAAUGGCGUGAUGAUGCAAAAAAAGGAAAAAAGAAAAUGCAUUCCACGUUUUGUGGAGAAUAUUACACCAUAAAACAACCAAACGGUUUAUUUUAUU
Molecule: messenger RNA, 2277 nt
Organism: Hippocampus comes (tiger tail seahorse)
Lineage: Eukaryota; Metazoa; Chordata; Actinopteri; Syngnathiformes; Syngnathidae
Gene: dnajb1a
Product: DnaJ heat shock protein family (Hsp40) member B1a
Exons: 3
Coding region: 816-1826 (336 amino acids)
Biological process (GO): negative regulation of transcription by RNA polymerase II
Cellular component (GO): cytosol
Molecular function (GO): transcription corepressor activity; Hsp70 protein binding
Source: RefSeq, a predicted model, not a curated record